AUGGAGUUCACCACGACAGGUGUCCUGAACGAAGAUGGCAUCCAUGUUGAUAUGGACAGGUUGAAGAAGGGCGAGGUCAAUAUGGCUGUAACAUUCAAGGACGGUGUUAUUUUGGGUGCCGAUUCUAGAACCACUACCGGAGCGUACAUUGCGAACCGAGUUACCGACAAACUCACACGAGUACACGAUACUAUCUGGUGCUGCCGAUCCGGAUCGGCCGCCGACACCCAAGCUGUUGCCGAUAUCGUUCAAUAUCAACUAGGCCUAUUCGCGAUGCAAAACGGCAAACCACCCACAACACAAACGGCUGCGGCCAUAUUCCAGGAGAUCUGCUACUCCAACAAGGAUCAACUAAGUGCUGGUCUCAUCAUUGCCGGUUGGGAUGGUCGGCACGGUGGCCAGAUCUAUUCGAUCCCCUUAGGUGGCUCAUUGCACAAGCAAUCAUACGCAAUCGGUGGUUCAGGAUCAACAUAUAUUUAUGGUUACUGUGAUGCCCAUUGGAAAGAAGGCAUGGAGGAACAGGAUGCUGUCAACUUUGUCAAGGGCGCUUUGCGCGAAGCCAUCAAGUGGGACGGCAGCUCAGGUGGUGUUAUUCGCAUGGUAGUUCUCACGAAGAACGGCGCCGACCGUCACCUAUACUUGCCGGAUGAGGACUAUAAAGUGCGGCAUUAG
Messenger RNA from Xylaria bambusicola, 672 nucleotides. Its product is annotated as proteasome A-type and B-type. The record is from RefSeq and is a predicted model, not a curated record. Gene Ontology annotation, cellular component: proteasome core complex. The transcript has 5 exons. NCBI's taxonomy places the organism in Eukaryota, Fungi, Ascomycota, Sordariomycetes, Xylariales, Xylariaceae. Bases 1 to 672 code for a protein of 223 amino acids. Gene Ontology annotation, molecular function: threonine-type endopeptidase activity.